AUGGAUCGGUCUACCUGGGAGUGUGUUAGGCUCUUGGCUGACCCCACAGGGGCCUUUGGGAAGGAGACAGGUUUGUUACUAGAUGAUUCACUGGUGUCUCUCUUUGGAAACCGACGGCUCCAGAGGUUCUCCAUGGUGGUAGAGGAUGGCGUAGUGAAGUCCUUGAAUGUGGAACCGGAUGGUACAGGCCUCACCUGCAGCCUGGCCUCCAACAUCAUCUCGCAGCUCUGAGACCCUGGGCCCAGACAUACUCUCUCUCCCCUCCCCAGUCUCACCUGUGCAGCCCCGGACAGAGGGCUCCAGUCCAAACCCAAGAGGGGCCAGUUCCCGGAUGGGAACUUGGACCAAAGUUCUGCAAUAAACAUUUCUCGUUCACCUU
This is a messenger RNA of Puma concolor (puma), 379 nucleotides long. The record is from RefSeq and is a predicted model, not a curated record. Lineage: Eukaryota; Metazoa; Chordata; Mammalia; Carnivora; Felidae.